CUAAAUAUGAAUAUUUCAUCAUUGAGAGUGGGUAUAAAUAUUUAUACUUCAUUCGAUAAAUAAUAAUUUCGCUACUAAUAAAAUGUUUUCAAUUUUUAAACAUAUUAACUGUGCUUCUAUUGCUGUUCGUCAUCUUGAGAGGUAGGUUGUUCAAAAGAUCUUUAUAAAACAAGGAGAUGUGUUAUGAUUUCCAAUGAGACAAUAAUCCAUAGACCAAACUUGAAAGAUAUGAACAGCUCACCGUACGAACUUAAACAAUGAGCAAAAACCAUAACGUAUGAAGCUUUAAAAUAUGACAAAGACUGUUUCCAGGUGCUAAAAAUGUUCUUAUUUUCAGGGAUAAAUGUGAAUUAGAUCCAAAUCGUUGUCCACCAUUUAACUGUGAAUCCAAAUGUUGUGAUGGUUUUACUCUGGACGGUGACGAGGACGAUGUCUGUGUACCCAAAAACUACACAAAACCAAUGUUUCACGACUGUCCAAGGGAAGGACAAAAUGUAUACCUUUACGUAGGUCCUUCAAUCAACAUGAUAUUUCUGUACAAAACAUUUCAUGUUUCUGAUUGGAAAGGAAAUCAACUUAAAACAACAUUGUCAAGAACUGUUUUUAGUCGAUGCGAGUGUUCAGGGCCUCAGGAGGAGGAGGUUGAAGCAACAGCUACAGAUGAGUUCGGAAAUGAGGCUGAAUGCCUGUUUACUGUAUCCAUUAUUGAUAAUAUUCCACCCGUUAUAAGAUAUUGUCCGAAACGUCAAACCAUGAAUGAAAACGACAACAUUGUAUGGACAGCUCCAACAAUACGAGACAAUGUGGGAUUGGAAACUUUAUAUACACCUAACCAGUAUAACAAUACAAAGUUUCUACCUGGACUAUACACUCUGAUCUAUAAUGCUACUGAUUAUUCUGGUAAUUCAGAAAUCUGCAGGUUUCAAAUCCGUGUUUACAGUACAGAUUAUUAUGUAAAGUAUAAAAAGAGUACCGAUCCAUCCAUGGUUAUAAGUAGUGCAAUUGUAGGAGUAUUAUUUAUUACACUGAUAGUGAUGGCGCUAGCAAUGUACCGUCUAUGUAAAAAGCGUCGACAGCUAAACAGUACAGGCGGUCGUCCUAAUAGCCAAGUCACAAGGUCGGCUACGACACAAGGAGAAACACAUGACAAUCCUGUCUUUACAAUUUAUAACAAUGAUCCUCCGCCAUAUGACAUUGCUACAUAUGAUAAGCUACCAGACUACAGCCCACCUAUAUUUCCGCCGUCAUAUGAAGAAGUUCAAAGUUCAACGCAGAUCAAUCUUGGUGAAGAUAAUCUUGUAUGUUCGAUUACAGAAAGUUCUACUGAGGAACCGGAUGAGGGAUCUUCACCGUCGCAGAUGAUUGUAGAUUAUUCACAGGAGAGCAAUACUGGAAAACAUGUCAAUACUGUUUCCAAAACGACUGAAAAUAACACUUCAGUGCAACAGUCACUGCAACAGUCACUGCAAAGAGAUCUGCAUCCGACAGUGCAUGGAAACAUGCAGUUGGACCACGUGAAUCUCCAGAUAAACUCAAAUAGCAUACAAACUGAUAUCUGACAGUAUUGAAGCUGUCGCAGUUUACUAAGAAACAAAAUUUUAUAAGCAGAUCAAAGUUUGAAUUAAACGGGCACAAUGAACCUUAGUUUCAUAGGUUGACUUAAAUUAUGCAAGAAAAUGUUUAAGAAUCUCAUUUAAUCGAACAUAUGUAAAACAGUCCAUAAAAAGAAUCUUUGACAUCAAUCAAAUGCACCAACAGAAUAAAUACCAGUAUACAGCAAAACUAUUUCCUUUAAUAUGAUAGUCUUAUUUACUCAAAG
Molecule: messenger RNA, 1819 nt
Organism: Mytilus californianus (California mussel)
Lineage: Eukaryota; Metazoa; Mollusca; Bivalvia; Mytilida; Mytilidae
Exons: 6
Coding region: 462-1559 (365 amino acids)
Source: RefSeq, a predicted model, not a curated record